This is a messenger RNA of Harpia harpyja (harpy eagle), 814 nucleotides long. RefSeq names its product interleukin-8-like. The record is from RefSeq and is a predicted model, not a curated record. Bases 125 to 487 code for a protein of 120 amino acids. Gene Ontology annotation, cellular component: extracellular region. Gene Ontology annotation, biological process: inflammatory response; neutrophil chemotaxis; chemokine-mediated signaling pathway. Gene Ontology annotation, molecular function: CXCR chemokine receptor binding; chemokine activity. NCBI's taxonomy places the organism in Eukaryota, Metazoa, Chordata, Aves, Accipitriformes, Accipitridae. The transcript is spliced from 4 exons.
AUGUUGUGCUGGAGAGCACUUGUUCAGCACUUAGGCUGCUGGGUGUGCACCUUUUGAAUAUAAAAACUGAUGUGAAACAGAACCAGAGCAGGACGUCUGUUAAGAAGAAAACUUCUGCACAGCAAUGUAUGGCAAACCUGUUGUUGUUGCUUUGGUUCUUCAUCUGGUCUUAAUGGCAGGGUCAGAAGGUAAGACCCUGGCGAAGACAAAGGAAAAAGGCUUCCAGUGCCUGUGCAUAAGCACUCAUUCCAAGUUCAUCCCUCCCAAGGCUAUUCAGAAUGUGAGAUUAAGCCAAAGAGGACCUCGCUGCAAAAAUGUGGAAAUCAUAGCUACGCUGAAAGGUGGCAGACGAGUGUGUUUGGAACCCACUGCUCCCUGGGUCCGGCUCACUGUAAAGGCUAUUUUGGCCAGGGCCAGAGACAACACUGAGUCACCAAUCAAAGAAAAGUCAAGGAAAAAUAGACCUUGGAGUUUUUCAAGGAUAUGAAAUAAGAGGAAACACUUGCUGAUGAGAAUGUCAAGGAACAGACCCCCCUUCUGCUACAUUACUACAUUUGAUGGGGUUUUUUCCCCCCAAGAUAGUUGCUGCUUCUACUUAUUUUCUUUGCUGUGUCUAUCUCUAAAACUCUAUCUGUGAUGCAUCAAGGAAUUCAAGCUUAAUGAAUGUGUUUUAGUGCUGUAAGGACAAGAAUAAACAAGAGGAAAUUAGUUACCCUUAAAUGGUCUUACUUAACAUAGAAAUAGAAAGGAUACAAUUAGUAAACACUUGAAUAAACAUGUAAUAAGGAAGAGUCUGUGCAGCUUUGAAGGAAGU